This is a messenger RNA of Lutzomyia longipalpis, 1077 nucleotides long. RefSeq names its product chaoptin-like. Lineage: Eukaryota; Metazoa; Arthropoda; Insecta; Diptera; Psychodidae. Bases 11 to 1072 code for a protein of 353 amino acids. The transcript has a single exon. The record is from RefSeq and is a predicted model, not a curated record. Gene Ontology annotation, molecular function: protein binding.
UCUCAGCAAAAUGUUGAAUUUAAAGAUUUUCUCGGAGUUUUUCCUAAUUUUGAGUUUUCUCACUGCAAAAGUUGCCUGUAGUUCGUGUAGAAUUAACUACGAUGAAUCACUUGGUUGUAGUUCAUUAGAGGACCUUCUCAACUACCCAAAUCCCGCCAAUCAAACAAUGAUCAGUGUAUUUGGUGUUAAUGACAACGAACUAAAUGUUUUCUCUUGUGACGAAUCAAUUUUUGAGAAUUUCACUUCAGCAGAAGAAUUUUCAUUGCGUAGAGUUAAAAUUCUUCAUGUCUCUGAAGAGUGUUUUAUGGGGUUAAAUGGACUCAAAGUGAUUGAUUUGAGGUACAAUUAUUUAACAAACAUAUACAUGGGGAGCUUUAGACCAUCCGCAGCAAUGAAAGUUAAAACAAUAAACUUAAAGGGCAAUAAAAUCUCUGCAAUAUAUUUUGCAAAUGUUGAAAUGCCUGAAGUUGAAAAUUUAGACGUUUCGGACAAUCGCUUGAAGAGCUUCAGAAUCAACCGAAGAAUUUUUCAUAAAAUUCUCGAAUUAAAUUUGGGAAAAAAUCAAAUUUCUACUUUUAAAAUUGAAAGUGAAACACUGAAAAGUUUGGAUUUAUCAGGCAACAGAAUCAAAUCCUUUGAUGGCUCCAGUUUUGUGCUUCCCAAUUUGGAAGAAAUCACUCUCGAGGGAAAUUUCCUGACCACAAUCACCCCCGAUAUGUUUGCAAAUAUGCCCAAAUUAAUCAAUAUUAGAAUACCUCAUAAUCACCUUGAAAAGGUCUCUCUGCCAGAAUUUAUAAAAAUUAGAGACAUAGAUUUGGGUUACAAUAAAAUAAAGAACAUAAGUGAUGUUAAUAUAGCAGUUGAUCAUCGUAUGGAUGGUUUUCUUAUUCUUCAAUCAAAUAAAUUUUUCGAAUUAGAUCAGACAAAUUUAAAUAUUGAUAAACUCAAUCAUUUUCAUUGCAGUAAAUGUUCAAUUUACAGCAUAGAUAAAUUUUUCUUUGCAAAUACAUUCAGAUCUCUUAGAACGUUAACACUGCAAUUUAAUUACGUAACAACUCUAGACAUCUUUUGAGCUUA